Molecule: messenger RNA, 2142 nt
Organism: Closterium sp. Naga37s-1
Lineage: Eukaryota; Viridiplantae; Streptophyta; Zygnematophyceae; Desmidiales; Closteriaceae
Source: the annotation of a GenBank genome assembly
UUCCGCGCGCCGCAUUCUCCCCAACAAGAGUGUCGCCACUUCGCGCAUUUCGCAAGAGCAGCUUCGUUUGGCGCGUCCGCCUUCCCCUUGGCAGAACGUCACAUUCGCAACAAAAUUGCGGUUUGGGAAAAGUCGAUCUCUAAGAUGUUUCCUCUGCGGAGAGUACGACUGGAGCCUCGCGGCGCAACGGCAUUCGCGCGCAUCCUCUUUAUAAGCCUUUUCGCUCUCAGUCUAUCGGGAGCGGCGGCGGCAGCAGCCAGUUGCGACGCGUCGACUCUGCCCAGUUACCAGCAUAUGCAAGACCUUACGGGGCGAGGGUUCAUUCUCCAUUGGUCGCUCGCGACUCCCGGCCGACUCGACGUCGCGCUCGAGGCGAAGCCGGGGAGCGGCGCGGAGAACGGGUGGAUCUCCGUGGGAUGGUCCCCGGACGGGAAAAUGGCUCCCGCGGACGCCGUCAUUGGUAACCUGCCGGGCGUCGCGGUCGCCGCGUACGACAUCAGCGGAUACGACGGGACGACCAUUGUCUCUUCGACGAGCUUCAAGAUCUCCGGCGGGCUGCUCAUCAGCGCGAAUGGCCGCAGCACGAUCAUCAAGUUCUCUCGCUCUCAGGGCGAUGGCGGCAGCUCCCCGCUCGUGCUCACCGGCACCGCCACCAACACGAUCAUCUGGGGGUAUUCCGGUUCUGGCAGCAAGGCGCUGGACUACCACGGCACCUUCCGAGGCUCGGCUAAGAUCAGCUUCAACUGCGGCGGCACCCAUACCACCCCCACCACCCCUGUCCCUACUCCUACUCCUGCUCCUGGUAGCACUGGUGCCGGCAGCACUGGUGGAAGCACCGGCAGCGGCACUAGCAGCGGCAGCGGCAGCGGCAGCGGUAGUGGGAGUGGCAGCAGCAGUGGUGCGGCCAACUUGCCGGUCUGUGAUGCGUCCAUGCUGACAGGAUACGCGCAUUCCAAGGACCUCACGGGGAAAGGGUUCCUCCUCCACUGGACGCUCACCCCUGCCGGCCAGCUGGACAUGGCACUAGAAGCCAAACCGGCCAGUGGCGCCAACAAGGGGUGGAUUUCGCUGGGGUGGUCGGCGGCCGGCAAAAUGUACCCUGCAGACACGGUCAUCGGGAAUCUCCCUGACGGGUCCGUGGGCGCGUAUGACAUGAGCGGAUAUGACGUGUCUGCUGUGCUUCCGUCGACGAAUUUCAAGAUCAGCAAGGCGUCGCUGGUCGCUGCUAACGGCGGCAGCACCAUUAUCAAGUUCUCUCGCUCCAAGGGCGACGGAGGCAUCUCCCCUCUGGAUCUCACAGGUCCAGCCACCAACACGAUCAUCUGGGGUUACUCCGCUGAUGACAGCAAGGCGCUGGACUACCACGGCACCUUCCGAGGCUCGGCUAAGAUCAGCUUCAACUGCAACAGCAACGCCGGUGCUGGUGCCGGCGCUGGUGCGGGUGCGGGUGCGGGUGCGGGUGCUGGUGCGGGUGCUGGUGCGGGUGCGGGUGCUGGUGCGGGUGCUGUGGCGACAGGUGGGCAUCAUUCCCUUGCCCACGAUAAUCCCAACACCAUCUUCCAGACCGUAUUCUUUACCACUGGUUUCAUUCUCCACUGGAAGGCCAACGCGUCGACCAUCAGCUUCGCCUGCGAGGUGGCAACCACCGGGUGGGUCUCCCUGGGGUGGAGCGCAGACGACAAGAUGUACCCCGCUGACGCUGUCGUCGGCUCCGGCAGCGGUAACGGCGCUUCAGUUGCGCCGCAUUCCAUUUCUAGUUACACGAGCGUGUCGCCGAGCUCGGGCUUUGCAGUCUCGGCUACGGCGGUUGAGUCGGGGGCCAAUGGGAAGACGGUGGUUAAGUUUACCCGACAGCUGGCGGUGGGGUCGUUCCCUAUCAAUGCGAACGGUGUGACCAAGGUCAUCUGGGCUUACUCGGCUGAUGGGUCGCAGUCUCUCGCCAACCAUAUGACCAACAGGUUCUCCUCUGUGCAUUCUCACACGCUGCUGGUUGCUCACUAUUCCCCCCUCCUCCUCCCCCGUUCCUGCACUCCCUCCUCCAUUUCAAUUACAACUGUUUUCGCAGAGGCUCUGCGUCCAUCGAUUUCAUCUCUGGAAGCACAACCGUUUCGUCCACUGCACCGCCCUCAACCACUCUACUAG